This is a messenger RNA of Cimex lectularius (bed bug), 842 nucleotides long. RefSeq names its product trace amine-associated receptor 5-like. Gene Ontology annotation, molecular function: neurotransmitter receptor activity; G protein-coupled serotonin receptor activity. NCBI's taxonomy places the organism in Eukaryota, Metazoa, Arthropoda, Insecta, Hemiptera, Cimicidae. Gene Ontology annotation, cellular component: dendrite; membrane. The transcript is spliced from 3 exons. Gene Ontology annotation, biological process: chemical synaptic transmission; G protein-coupled receptor signaling pathway, coupled to cyclic nucleotide second messenger. Bases 282 to 710 code for a protein of 142 amino acids. The record is from RefSeq and is a predicted model, not a curated record.
AUUGGCGACCUUGAGCUAAAGUUGUAUUGUCCGGCAAUCUCGUCGCCUCUAAAUUUCCCACAAACAUUUGACCACUUGCCGCACCUCUGGGACCUCAAGAAAUAGGUGCGAUGCCGUAUUAUCUUCUCUGGAAUAAACAGCACUACGUGUAAAGGGCCCUGGUAGAAAUGCGUCCUGCCGACACGGUUUAUCACUCAGAGUGAUGAUGAUGAGUAAUCAUACCGACUAAACAUCCAUGUGGUGCAAAACUUUCGCCGUCAGCUACGCAUAAAAGGCCAGUUAUGCGGAGUUUGGAUACUAAAGGGACCCUCCUUGUGGCCCCGCUUUUACACAACAGCUCAUGCACCAAGGCGCACAAUCAUGUGACCGCGGGCAGCGUCGUCCAAGCGGCAUUCAUCCUACUGCUCUCCGCUGGCAUCUUCCUGGCCAAUCUCCUCGUCAUCCUGGUCGUCAACAGCCGCAGAUAUUCCAAAUACAUUCAUCAACAGCCUCGUUACCUCCUUACGUCGUUAGCGAGUAACGACCUGGCCAUCGGCGUGCUCGUAACUCCUUUCGGAUUCCUCCCGGCGCUGUUCCGCUGCUGGCCCUACAGCGAGACCCUCUGCCAAAUCCAGGUAAUUUCCGGUUUUACGAUUGUGAUUUCCCCCAGGGGAAAAUAUAUUCCAGGAGUGGGAUCAGAUGACAUCGUCAUUAACAUAAACUCAGAUUGAUAAGCCUCACGGACCGGCAUGUGGAGGGAAUUCGUGGUGGAUGAACGUUUUAGCUCAAUCUUGUUCUCUAGUGCACAUAGAGUUCUGCUUAUAGACUUUACAACUGUGAAUCAAGUCAAUAUAAAGAGAGAU